UGCUACACCUCUGAUCACAAUCCUCACUUUUCUCUGACAGAGCAAAGGAGAUAGAGAGUAUUCUUUUUCUAUUAAAAUUACAAUAAAUAAAUUGAAGAUCACUUGAGGUGGACAAAUGAAAAGGUGAGCAGAACACCAUGCUCACAAUGGGUGGCCCUAGGACUUUAGUACAAGUUCUGCUACUGUCAGCUAUCGGAGUCGUGUGUAUAUCAACACUGGUCUCUGCAAUUACAAAUACAACAUCAGGACCAGGUUCAGUAACAUACGAAAACAGCAAUGUUUCCACCCCCAGCAAUGGUUUCCAGGAAACUUGCCAUCCUGUAAAUCUAAAAGAUGCCAGUCACAGAAUCUCUGCUGCAGUGGACACACUGGCAGGGGAGCUAUCCUGUAAAAGGGGUAGAAAUGAGAGCUUUCCAGAAGACAAAUUCAAGGAGUUGGAACAAAACCUCAGACAAAUUGUGGAGUCAACUUUAAAAGUCUUCUUUGACCUGAACACCAAUCAGUCUGGAUUCAACGUUCUGGAUGUAUUUGGUGUCUUGGACAGUCUAAGUUUGGGUAACCACAGUGACUCAAGAUUCGUCAGACUGUGGUUUUCGCUAAAAAUGGCCCCUCUUUUGCCCCAUGUCGAUGAAAACUUCCUGAUCCAGCUGAGCAGUCAGAACUUCAGCUGCAGUUCUUUCCAAGAAUUGAUUGAGGCUAUGAGUGAUGAACUGGAGAGUUCACAAGGAAUGGAGAAGAGACUAAUCUAUUCACACUUCAUUCAACUCUACCUUUCAAGAAAGAACUUGCCAGAGCCUGGAUGCACACAAAAUGUAAAUGGAAGUGUAGAAUGGCUGCAGAGAAACUUUGGAAAUUUUUCAGUCUUUGCAAGUCUUCAGGAUCUUAAAAGAAUUAACAGCAAUUUCUCUGCAAAAAUGGCAUUGGAGCAACUCUCACCAAACCAGAAGGCUGAGCUGAUGCUGGAUCCAGACAGCGGCGCUCUCGAGGAUGUGGCCAUUGUAAGGGAGGUGUUUGCAAGCUUGACAGAGUCCCGUGAUGUGGAGCAGCUCAAUCAGUUUUUCCAGGCUUUUGCAAACAUCAGCAAGCAGAGAAACAUCACCUUCCUCAGAAAUCCAGAUGUACGAGACACCAUGUUGAACCUGACCUUGACGGCCCUUGCUCCUGAAUUUGAAGACUUUGAGCCUGAAGACUUUCAGCUGUGGUUCCAGGGCAAUUUGGCUCCUGUGAUGGCAAGCCUCCAUCCUGGCAGCUUGGCGGUGAUUCCCAGUAACAUCAGCUGUGUAUCCUACUCAGCUAUACUCACCGGUCUUGAGCAAAGUUUGCAAUCCCUGCCACUGGACCUUUCACAGGGUGUGAGAUCAAGCAAAAAAUCGCUCAAGGAGACAUUUACACGUUGCUCAGUUCCAGAUUCCUUCAUGGUAAGUUAAUUUCUCUGGACCUGUGUAUUACAUGGAUCAUUCAGCAUUUGAUCAAAAUUUACAAGACACAAGUUUGGCACGUUUACGUCAUUAAGGAGGCCACGUUAAGUUGUUUUGAAUUUAAAUAGCUUUUGCCACUAGACUAACAAUCAUGUUUUGCUUGUCUCCAGUGCAAGGAGACCCCGGUUGAUGGUAAGUCUGUAAAAUGCCAGACAUUUCAUCUUUGAUGACAAAAUCGCAUUCUGAAGCUACAAUAUCUCACACACCAAUGUUGUCUUUUCACAGAGGACCUCAUCUGUGCUGCAAGUGACAGAUCACAGCUCGAACACGCCCUGUCUUCAGGCAAUUACUCUGAAGCCCUGUGCAAUUUUACCAUCACUGAGCAUGCCUGUUCCUCGGCUGCACAUCUUACACCCAGCAUCUUGGCCACACUGCUGAAAUGCUCACUGGAAAGCCAAAGGACAUACCCGGUAGAGGUCUGGAAGCUUUUCUUCCAAAAAGCUUCCACUGACCUAGACCAGGCUCUUGCGACAUUGGCCACCAUGGCCCCCAACAACAGCAGCCCAUCCUUGUCAAAUGCUCUUGAGGCCCUUGGAGAGGUGAGAAUUGCCAACUUCAGCCAGGCGCAGCUGCAGAGUGAUGGCUUUGUCAGCGACUGGUUCGGGACAAAGAUUCGUCCGUUUUUGGCCUCUCCAUCCCCCAACUUCCUGUUCUGCCUUACGACCAAGAACUUCAGCUGCCAUACGUACCAGACUGUCAUCCAGGCAUUCAGCAGCCAAAGGCCAUCCAUGGACAGAGAAAGACAGCAAGCAGUCUUCACUCAUUUCAUCAAACCAUUCCUUUCAAGAAAUGACUCAUCAGGUAAAGGCUGGCACUCAGGCUCAAUUUGGUAAAGGUCUGA
Dicentrarchus labrax (European seabass) is the source of this 2319-nucleotide messenger RNA. RefSeq lists its product as uncharacterized. The coding region runs from base 138 to 1427 and encodes 429 amino acids. The transcript is spliced from 18 exons. Lineage: Eukaryota; Metazoa; Chordata; Actinopteri; Moronidae. The record is from RefSeq and is a predicted model, not a curated record.